Messenger RNA from Arctia plantaginis, 771 nucleotides. Lineage: Eukaryota; Metazoa; Arthropoda; Insecta; Lepidoptera; Erebidae. The record is from the annotation of a GenBank genome assembly.
AUGGAAAAAAAGAAGUUAAUUGCUGUUGGUCUUGUCGCCAUGCACCUGAUAACUACCAGCAACAACACACAGAAUGUGAAUGAAUCUAUAUCAAAUUAUGAACAAUUAGCCAGUGAUUCUGCCUCAACCACACAAGAAGUACCCAGUGAUUUGAUUUCAUCCACACAACAAACGCCUAGUAAUGCAUCAUCAUCCACACAACAAGUGCCCAGUAAUGUAUCAUCAUCCACACAACAAGCGCCCAGUAAUGCUUCAUCAUCCACACAACAAGCACCCAGUAAUUCUUCAUCGUCUAUACAACAAACACCCAGUAACUCUGCCUCAUCCACACAACAACAGCACAACACAUCAUUCAGAAAUGAAAGGCGUCGUAAUAACGAUGACACUGCCACAUUAGCAGAAGCAGUGGGAUUACUCAAGCACAGUGUACAAUAUCUAUCCAAGGAAGAAGACUGUUACAUUUCUAAUGCGACCCACAUUGCGCAUGAAUUGAAAAAAUACGACUCGCGAACAUUUGCACUAGUAAAACAUGCUAUCAAUAAUAUUAUAUUUCAAGCUGAUAUGGGCCAGUUACCAGGUCAAUACGGGUAUUAUACCGGUGCCCAUUCAACGGAUUUAUCCAACUCUACCUCACGCCAAAGCAAUUACAGCGACACGCCAAGUCCAGCACAAACUGCACCUACAUCAGCACCGGAACCUCAAAGGCAAGCUGAGGAUAAUCAAAACGAAAUUUCUGAAUUAUUACGUUACGUUCAAGAACAAGAAGAAUAA